UUGAAAGAUCAAUCAAAUAUGGAUCAGAGGUUUCCCUUGUUCAUAUGUCCACCGGGAAAUAUUUAUCUACAAAAAAAGUCCCAUUACCCAAACACGGACAAUAUGCGGUCGCUUGUACUGGCCAAAACAUCGACUUAAAAAACGAUACCUGGAAACUUAUUGGUGCAUUUAACGUAAACGUAAAAAAUGGAGGCCUUUUAUCCUCAAACACCGUUGUUAGACUCAUGCAUCAAGAUACGGGAGAAAGCUUACAUUCUCAUGGUGUAAUAAAUGGUGGAACUUCAAAAUCAAAUCAUCAACAGGCAACCAUUUACAGAAAUAAAAACAGUGACGAUAAUUGGCUUCUUCAUUGCAAUAACACCGAUGAUAACGACUCAGCCCAUUUAAUGAAUGGAGAUAUCAUUAGCCUCUUUCAUAAAAAUACUAAUCAACCGCUAUACAGCCAUAAAGUUUUAUUAGACGAUGGAACUCAAGAAACAUUUAAUCACAAAUCCACCUUGCAGUGGCGUAUCGAAUUAAUUAGGAAACCGAUUAAAUAUGGAUCAACAGUCGCGUUAUUUCAUGUGCCUACUAGAAAAUAUUUAUCUAAUAAAGGGGUCAAAUAUUCAUCGAAUGAAGGGGCCAAACACUCACAUAAUCAAUACAUGGUCGUAUGUAACGGUCGAGAAAUAGAUUAUGAAUAUGACCUUUGGACGAUCUGUGAUACAAACGUUGGAGAUCCUUUAUCCAUUCGUAACAUUAUCGCAUUUAAGCAUAAAAAAACCGGCGGAAAUUUACAUUCCCAUGGACUUAGAAAUGGAACUACCCCAAAAUCAAAUCAUCAGCAAGUAACUAUUUUUAUGAAUAAAAAUCAGGACGAUUACUGGACUAUUCGGCAUAAUAUUCCCAAAGGCGAUCUAGAUCAAUUAAUGAGCGGUGACAUUAUUAGUCUCUUUCAUAAAGUUACUAAAAUACCACUCUACAGCCAUGAUGUUUUGUUGGAUGAUGGAACUCAAGAGGUUUCUUGUAAUGGAGAUGGAUGUGAAGAUAACAAUAUGGUACAAAAAGGUUUAAAUAUUUUCACUCAUGCGUUAUAA
Molecule: messenger RNA, 1076 nt
Organism: Acaulospora morrowiae
Lineage: Eukaryota; Fungi; Glomeromycota; Glomeromycetes; Diversisporales; Acaulosporaceae
Source: the annotation of a GenBank genome assembly